Mauremys reevesii (Reeves's turtle) is the source of this 7341-nucleotide messenger RNA. Its product is annotated as maestro heat-like repeat-containing protein family member 1. The transcript is spliced from 40 exons. Gene Ontology annotation, cellular component: cytoplasm. The coding region runs from base 213 to 4640 and encodes 1475 amino acids. NCBI's taxonomy places the organism in Eukaryota, Metazoa, Chordata, Testudines, Geoemydidae. The record is from RefSeq and is a predicted model, not a curated record.
GCCUGUGGCUCAGUGUGCUCUGGGAGCUGGAGGAGGGAGCACACGGCUGUCUGGGCUCUGCUUUUCAGACAGUUGGGAGCAAUUUUUCGAGCGUUUCGCACCUGUUUAUACAGAACUCACGGAGGAAUCCACAUCCUCAUUGUCAUCUGCAAUUAUAUGUGAGACAUCAACAUUCUUCUGUGGCUCGACCAUCCCAGCACAGAGGAACCAAUAUGGAUCUUUAUGGCUACCUCCGCCGACUGCUGGUCCCGUCUGGAGCCACAGACCAGGGGAAUGAGGCUACGGCAGCCACUGGGUGUUGCAGCCCUUCCCUAUCUGGGCCUGCUACUUCAGACACAGCAGUACAAGAGACUACAGUGUCAGCCAGAGAUGGCAACCCACCUGACACAGAGUCUUCUGGUCCAGGAGUGAAUAUGGGGCUUUUGGACCAUCUAUACCGAAGACUUACUCACACUAUUGGAUGGACACCUUUCCAAACGGACAGGACAAAUCUGGACUCCAGCCAGCCAGGCCCCACUGACUCUUCUGUCCCAGGCACCAAGCGAAAGGCCUAUUUGUCACCCAGGGGACAGCUCGCCCCAAUCAGCAAGGCGGAGGAGGAGGAGGACAGGCCAAGGAAGACCAGAGGCCUUGCUUGCGUGAGGGACAUGGAUGAGGCUGCCCUGAGGAAGGACAUUGGCACCCUCUUCCCAGCACUCCACUCCAUGGUGUGUCAUCUCCCCAGAGAGCACCUGGAGGAGCGGAGAGAGGCCCUGGACUCUCUAGUCCAUCUGGCUCGCUUGUUCCUGGUGGAGCUGCUUGUAUUCCUGUUCAGGAGGCUGAACAGGGACGAGGAAGAGGAGACCUGUGCCAGUCUCUGCAUUCUGGACCAGAUAGUCCGAUCCAACAUUUCGGAAAUGACACAGCACACAGAGCAGCUGUUCAUAGCCCUGGGGCCAAUCCUGCAGUGCACAAGCAUACGGGUCAGAGAAGCCCUUGCUUAUUUGAUACGCACAAUGGGGGCGCAUGGGCUCUUGGAGAAACCUGAUUCAAGACCCUUAAUUGACUUCUUGGUGUGUCAGUGCACCCUGCCCCUCGACAGCAUGGAGGCAGCAGACGGGAGGCACACCAUGGAGCUCGAGGUCCGCCAGCUCUGCUCCAGCACCCUGCAGUCCCUGGGUGAUUCCCCCAGAAUGGCCAAUGUUUUAUGGCCUGGGCUGCUCCUUCAGCUGAGCCCAGCAGCCCAUGGGCCAGCCCUGCCUCUCCUCCUGCAGACCUCGGUCGGGGUGGUAAAGAGGCUGCAGGAGGAAGGCAGUCUGCCCUUGGCCAGGUGCGGCAAGGCGAACAGAGGGUGUCGGUUAAGCCCCAGGGCCACUCUACCCCAGGAGCUGCUGGCUCGGCUGCUGGUGCUCGGUGCGUCUUCAUGCAUGACGGUGCAGGUCAGAAGGGCAGCCAUGUUCCUCCUCUUCCAGCUGAUGAGCAUGUUCCAGGCCGGCUCAGGCCGAUUCUGGAAUAACUACAUGACCGAAAUGCUCCUCUACGUGGAAGAUCACAAGACCUGCUUCUGCCAGAGGGAGUGGGAGCAGCAGCUGCUGCAGUUCCUGGAAGACCUUCUCUUCCUCAUCUCAGACCAUACCUGGCUGGGCUGUUUCAUCACCAGUAUCAGGCGCCAGCUGGCCCACAGCGAUAAGCGGCCCAGUGACAAGAGCUUUCUCUACAAGUGCUGGGGCACCGGGCUGAUGUUAUCUCCAGCAGAGAGCAUCAAGCCCCAGCUAUGGCGCCUGCUGGAGCUGGUCAAUUUCAGAGAUGAAGAGGAAAGAGAGGGAUUCGCCCGAGCGCUUGGGCUGUGUGCCAGGCAACACCUCUAUGAGAUUUUUGCCAUCCUGGAGCACUGGGAAGAGGUCGUCAGCAGGGUGCAGCUCCAGCCUUCUGCUGCUGGCUCUCUGGAGGAGCCAGCUUCCAUCGAGCAGCUGAGAAGCCUCCUGCUCCUCACCUAUGGGCACGUGGUCCACUCAGGCCUCACAGACGACAUCCUAGAGACCAUAGGAUACAAGAUCCUGUCUCCCAUGCGGAAACACUAUUUUCUGAGCCCACAUGACCCGCUGGUGAGAUCUGCGUUUGUGAGAAGCCUCGUGCUGGUGGGUGAAGCUGUCACCCAAGUGAGCAGGAUUCCCUUGGUUAGCCAGGACACAUACACCGUGCUGUCCCCCGUGCUGGAGAUUCUCAGAGGCAAGGACCGGGCCCGGCUGCAGAGCCCCGACCACAAGUGUGCCCUGCUGGCCAUCUCAUACAUAGGGAAAUUCCAGCCUCACCUGUCUAAGGAGCAGGUGGCUGAGACCAUCAGCACUUGUGUCACCAGCGCCAUGAUUCAGCGUCCAACCCUGGCGAAGCUGAGAGGGACUGAGGUGGCAGAAAGCUCCGCUAUCCGGGCAGAGUCUCUCCAAGAACUGCCCUGGGAGGGCCUGGAUCAUGUGCUGCAGACAUUCCUGGAACAGCACCUGACCCCCACCACGCUACUGCAUCUGUUUCUGCACUUGCAGCCAUGGAUCUGCUCCCCCCGGGCCCAGGAGAGGACCCGAGCUGUGAGAGCCAGCGCCCGGCUCUUCAUGUUUUAUCGAUUCAAGGCCAUCACCGAGGACCUGAAACCCAUGGCGGAGCAGGGCUACAUGGCCGGGCUGCUGACAAGCCAGGCCUUCGAUGCUGAGGAGACCACCCGAUACUGGACAUCUCAGGCUCUCUACUGGCUCUUCACGCCUUGCAAAGCCGUCGUGUACAACAAGACAGGGGCGGUGGUGACCGUGCUGAGCAAGGCGCAGAAGGAUGCCAGCUGCAGAGAGAGCCCUGCCUAUGUUGCUAUGCUCAUCGCGGAACAUCUGCAGUCCCGUGACCUCAUGCCCUUCAGCUUCACCCUGCUGGUGGGCCUGCUGGAGAAGGGGGAGUGUGCUGAGCAGCUGGCGGGCGUCAUGGAGGCGGUGCUGAGACAGCAAAAAUCAGAGCUACAGGGCCAAGUGCAGGAUCUCCAAGCCGCUCUUUCCUACACACUGAGCCCACCCCGGGGGGGGCGGCUGAGUGAUGGGACAAGAGACAUCCUCCACCUACUGGCCAGGCAGCACACCAAGACCGCGGUCAGCAUCCUCCUGAAGAUGCCCUGGCCUUACAAACACCACAUCAAGGCCAUCUGGAGGUUCCUGGGUGCAGACCCCAUGCUGACCAGGGAGGUACUGCACAUCCUGCUGGACGACAGCCCGGAGAAGGGCUGGGCUAACCCUGGACAGACCCAGGACAGGAGCUGCCCCCAGCCAGCCCGGCUGCCCCCGGCGACCACAUACGGCCUGUGGGAGCUGAUCGGGGCCUUGGGGCAAGGGGACACCCUGGAGGGACGCGAGGACGACCUGUUCGCCUCUUGCUUCCUCGCCAUCGCCUGCCCCCCGGCACAACACCUCUUAGGAGUCCAGCAGGACCGGCCCAGUGACACCAGUCCACGCAGCAUGGCCGUGCAGGCCCUGGCGCGGGUGCUGCGCCUCAGGGGCAGUCAGCCAGCUGUGGAACUAAUGGACCAGGAGCAAGGCUGGCAGCUGCUGGAGGAGGCUCAGCCCGAGGGGUUCACUCUCCUUAGCAGAGCCAUAGUGAGCCACCCAAACCUGGCCCUGAAGAGCAUCCCACAGCUUCUCCUUCCCAGCCUCCAGGCCAGCCACGAAGGCGAACGCAUGGCCUGCACCGCCCUGUUUGCAGAGUUCCUCGGCAGCCCCCUGCUGAUGGAGAAUGAGCCCAAGGCCAUGCGGAAGCAGGUGCUGAAGGCCAUGCUGCAGCAGACAGAAGACGGCAACAUCCACAUUCGUGGCAGAGCGCUGCAUGGCCUUAGAAAUGUAGUGACCACGUUCCCGGACAAGGUUAGGAAGAAGAGAGACCAGAUUCUGGCGAGCUUUGUCCACGGCGUAUGCCAAUCCUGCGACCCCUGCGCCAUUCUGGACGCGACGGAAGGGCUCUGCUGGAUGCUGCGGGAUCCCAAGGCGCCUCUGAAGGCGCAUGUUGCCGUUCCGCUGGCCAUGCAGGCGAGAACAUUCUUUGAGGAUGAGAACAGCAGCCUGAGGCGGGCCUCCAUAGAGCUCUUUGGCCAGCUCACCAAAUUUGUUUCCAAGAGGUCAUCCCGCUUCGAGGCUGAGGUGGAGAAGAGCAUGGGGACGCUGCUCAUCCACCUACAAGACGGGGACCCCCAGGUUGCCCAGGCGUGCAGGGUGGCAUUGCUGCACUGCGCACCCUUCCUGAGCUACCAGCCCCUGCGCACACUCGUGCGGAGCCAGCUGGCCGAGGGAGCGGCCCCCGACAUCCCCACCUUCCUGAGCGAAGCCUGCAGGACCCUGCUCCAGGACUGCCCAGGGAGGCUGAGCAAGAAGGCUGCCCUGAGAGCAGCAGCUGCCCAACAGCUGAUCGAUUCUCUGCCACCCAACUGGGAAAAGUCUCCAUGUGUGUCAAAGACAGGAGAGCUUACGGUCCGAAACAUCAAAUUCCUGGAAGCUGAGAGUGAGAAGUUUGAAAGCACCCCUUGGGGAACCUACUCUGAUUACCAGACAAUGGCAGGAUUAACUGCCUCAAGUACCAUGUCACUAAUCCAGCAUGCCAGGGACAUCACAGCGUGCAAAGGCAAACCCGGUGGUUUAUGAGCAGCUGUUUUGCUUGACAUAGAUACAGAAUUCUAGUUUUGCCUGGGAGGGGAAGGAAUACGAGAUUCUUUGAAAGCGCUGCAGCUUUAAGCACCAGAGAGGCAAAAGGCACCUCAGAUUUUCAGCCUUCAGUAAAAUGUGGCAGCCCUUACAGAGACAAGCAAGAAACUGCCUGGAGACACAGAAUGGCUCCCCUGAAGUUACAAACCUUUGCUGACCUGUCACCACCUGCUGGCGAAGGAAGCUGCACACCAUUCACUGCUCCUGGUCUGGCCACACAAACACGCUUGGCAGCAUCCCUGAGUCAAGACAGCACUCGCCAGAUGUUCUGGCUCCCUUGAAAGUACUGCAAGGGCCCAGCUUUACAGACAUGCAUGUGGGGCAGUGACCCAGGACAGGCAAAUCUGGGGUUCAACAGCCUCCAAACUCAAAGAACGGGAGGAGAAGGACGAAUGACUCUGUCUGUAUUCAGUGCUCCUUAGCAUGUGGCUUUGGAUGCCCAAUGACAGCUGGUUGAGCUUUUCUGGUAGUUCCACCUGUGUAUUUAUACAACCCAGUUACCUCAUGGGGCUUCCUCACCCAACGGGAAGAGACAGAAAGCAGGGAAGAAAAACUAUUAAACUGUUCCGCAAAAUACUGAACCAUAUAAAGUGCAAUGUUACCAUUGAGGAUAAAAAAAUUCAACGUUCACAUCAGGGUGGCUGGGUGUUUAGUGGCCUUAAACACCAUGACUGUGUAUGUGAUAGACCUCAACCUCGAAGCACUGGAUGUAGGCAAAGGGAGUGCUGAAGACAGCUCUAAAUCAACAAAGAAUCAGGCUAAAGACAACUGUUAAUGUGUUAAGGAACCAAAAAGGAUUGAUUUGUUAUUUAACAGCCCUGCUGCUAACAAGACGGAGGUGGGGAUUUUUUUUUGACAUUUCCACUGGCUGGGAAAUUGUAUUAUCCCAUUUUCCAGUCUGAUUCAAGACUGCCGAUUUCCUGUAAAAACUGAAAUUAAGAACUUAACUCAAGGGAUGGGUCAACCCCUUCCCCCAGCAGCUUUAGUGGAACUGAAGUUUACAGGGCUGAUGAUAACUCCCUUUGGUAAACAGUGUAAUAAAUGUCUCCAUAGGUCUGUUUGUAGGUACUAUCUCUCAAGCCACCUGGUACUAUGGUACUCAAGAAGCUGGUACAGUUAUGCUAGCACAUCAAGCAUACUUCCUUUAAUCAAAAAAAAUUGACAAUAUGUACAUUUAUUUACAAAAAGGAAGGGGAACAUGUUAAAAUUGUGUUGUUUCUGCUGUGUGUGCAUAUGUGUGUGAAAAGCUGGUGCAUGGCACUAGGAGAGACCAGUAAAGAAGCAGGUACAAAACAAUCCCACUGGCACUAGAAAGGACAGACCAAUCUGAACUGGUUGAAUCAGGAGUUGACUCAGAAGUCCAGCAGGGUGAAGGAGGGAGGAGUCACGGGUCAGAUCCAGGAGACGGUGUUCUCGACAGCCGGACUGCAGAGCUGGGUGACCCCGGGUGAGAUCCUGGCAAACCUGCAGCAACCUAACAGAGGAGAAUCCAGUUGUGAUAGGCACCUCUGGGUUUCACGACAUAUCUGAGCAUGUAACUUUAAAUGCACCACUCUGGUUAGGAUGUAUGCAACAUCCAGUUCUCUUCCCUUGAAGCUCAGGCCAUUGAGGAGUCUCAAAACUGCUGGUGCGUACGAGUUAGCUGCAUUUCCCUAAGAUCACUCAGUUCUGAAAAGGUUCUGAAAACCUGUGUAUUUAUACAACCCAGUUACCUCAUGGGGCUUCCUCACCCAACGGGAAGAGACAGAAAGCAGGGAAGAAAAACUAUUAAACUGUUCCGCAAAAUACUGAGCCAUAUAAAGUGUAAUGUUACCACUGAGGCUAAAAAAAUUCAACGUUCACAUCAGGGUGGCUGGGUGUUUAGUGGCCUUAAACACCAUGACUGUGUAUGUGAUAGACCUCAACCUCGAAGCACUGGAUGUAGGCAAAGGGAGUGCUGAAGACAGCUCUAAAUCAACAAAGAAUCAGGCUAAAGAGAACUGUUAAUUUGUUAAGGAACCAACAAAUAUUUACACCUAAAGUAUAUGUGACAUUGUCCCACACUUUUACUCAGCUUGUUCCAUAGAUGAUGUAUGGUACACCUGUCAUUCUUUUGAGUAUAAAGGUAAACUACUCAGUUACUAGAUCUUCAGUUUAAUCAAGUCAGAAGACUGCAGCAUCAGUUGGAACUUAUCCUGGCAGCUUUUUGCUUCUGCUAUAAGUUGGGGACUUAUGAGUUGGAAGUGACAGAGGAGGAGAAAGACCUGGGUGUAUUGGUUGAUCACAGGAUAACUAUGAGCUGCCAAUGUGAUGCAGCUGUGAAAAAACAUGUUUCUGUUGAAGAUAAUGUGUGACUUGUGCAAAACUGUUCAUGACAGUGUUUAAUGUGCUGUCACCUCCAAAGAGCUCCCUUUCAAGCCAUGAUGUGGAAUCAGGCAAAUUGCAACAACCCCACACUACCCUCCCCAGAGAAGAUGGAUUGGACCAACCACAGUGGAAAACUGGAACCCAAGCUAUGGUCACUGGAGCCAAUCCCCACAAGCUGUGCAGAAAUUGUUACCUGUGUGGAUAUGUCAGAAAUUCCACAUUGGCAUAUACUGGGGCCUGUAAAUGCAAAGGGUGCAUUGGCACAUGUAGGAACCAUUAAAUUCUGCUUAUCUAA